Molecule: messenger RNA, 11698 nt
Organism: Pelobates cultripes (western spadefoot toad)
Lineage: Eukaryota; Metazoa; Chordata; Amphibia; Anura; Pelobatidae
Source: the annotation of a GenBank genome assembly
AUGUGUUUAUACACUGAGAUGCGUAAUAAGGAGCACAGAUGUAUAGUAAUUGUUGUAGGUCAAUGUAGUGAAUAUAUGGUUAAUCCCACCAUAACAUUUCUCUCUUUAUAGAUGCUAUCUCGCUUAUAAAAUCACCAAAAGGCGGAUCUGUGUCUCUAUUAGGGGUCGAUGAGGAAUAUGAUGCGUAUACUUAUGUAGAAAUCUAUCUCAAUGGAAGCUUGAUCGCUAGCUGCCAUGUAAUCCCUAUGGUACUACAUGGCAAUGGUGAUCGGAAAGAAAUGUUUCGGAACGGCUCUCUUCUUAUCUACAAUUUGACUGAUUCAGACAGCGGAAAUUAUUCUCUCCAGGUCAACUCUACUGAAAUUCAGACUGUUUGGCUUGAGGUUGUGGGUAAGUUCAUCUGAAUGAUCAUUUUCACACAUAUAGGGAAUGCUGGGUAAAACAAAUCUGCAGCCCCCUCUAUAGGAUGGAGAGGUACCAUGAAUACAGAUUCCCCAUCCCAUUAGAAGGGAUGUCUAUCGAAAGGUUUCUCCAAACACUGAUCAUUAUCUCCUGUAACUGAAUAAUGGCCAAGACCACCAUGUUGUGUCCUGAUAUUACAUGUAAUGUCACAUGCAUAUUCUGUGCUUCUUAAAUUAGAGGGACAAAGGUUUAAAAAUAUCAGGAAGUAUUACUUUACUGAGAGGGUAGUGGAUGCAUGGAAUAGCCUUCCAGCUGAAGUGGUAAAGGUUAACACAGUAAAGGAGUUUAAGCAUGCGUGGGAUAGGCAUAAGGCUAUCCUAACUAUAAGAUAAGGCUAGGGACUAAUGAAAGUAUUUAGAAAAUUGGGCAGACUAGAUGGGCCGAAUGGUUCUUAUCUGCCGUCACAGUCUCUGUUUCCAUAUCAGUGGGACUCUUACAUAAAAUAAACUGUACAAUAGUCUAUUUAUAUAUGAAACUCAUAUUGCAAACUACCCUUAUUUAUUUCUACAGUAUUUACUUGUUUGGAGUGUUCAUCUAUUACUCUCAUUGCAACCCCUCUAACAAAAUGAAUGUGAUGUCAGAGUUGCAAAGGUAGAGCAUUUCAUAUGACAUUCCGCCAUCUGAAAUAUUUACCAUUGUUUCUGAUUGAGCAAGGUAAUUGCAGAUAGGUUUCAGGCUUUUUCUAUCCCAUUUUAUAGAAACCACUUAAAUUAAAUAAACACAUUGAUAUGACUAUGCUCUGUUAUGGUCAUCUGACUAUGGAGAAAAUGGCUGUACUAGUGCUGUGAUGACAAUGGCGUGACUGCCUCACUAUGGGUCUGGCCAAGCCUAUAGGUAGCAUUUUCAUGAGCUAGGUGCCUGACAAUCUGGACACAAUUACUACUGUCUAAAAACUCCUCGAGUAACGUGUCUAGUCAGGCCUUGCAUCAAAAUGGGAUAAUUUAGAUUCAAAUAAUAUUGUUUUCUGAUCUGUUCCCAGGAAUUUAGAAUCAUGUGGAAUAUAGUUUCUUUGAUAAAAUUACUCCCAAAUUAUUCAUCUCUGAUUGCUUUCCCAGCAUAUGCACAGACGCCGAGACCCAAGCACUUGGACAAUGAAGACAGCCGGAAGGAUACCAGACCCUUACAGCGCAAAGGUACGAGUUGAGCCUCUAAAAUGGACUCCUGGCACCAUCACUAACUUUCCUAUUGGACUUGCAUUUCUAUAUUUAAUAAUUUUGGUGUCGAGAUGCCUCCCAUUUGCUUGGCAAUGUAAAACCAUCUCUGCUCUCUCUUCUAGACUUUUGUGCAAAAAUUAGUUUGAAUUGAUUUGUCCAAAUGAAAUCCCUGUUGAAUGAAUCGAUUCUGAAUUAGUAUCACCUGUUGAUUUCACAGCUAAAGCCACAGUUAAAUGAUUCAAAAUCAAUUAAUUUGAAUAUUACCAGGAAUUUAAUUCGGCAAAUUGCUUUGACACUAUAGUCACCAAUACAACUUUAGCUUAAUGAAGCAGUGUUAUUAUUAUUAUUAUUAUUAUUAUUAUGAUAUUUAUAGAGCGCCGUCAAAUUCCGCAGCGCUUUACAAUGGGUGGACGAACAGACAUGUAGUUGUAACCAGACAAGUUGGACACACGGGAACAGAGGGGUUGAGGGCCCUGCUCAAUGAGCUUACAUGCUACAGGGAGUGGGGUAAAAUGACACAAAAAGGUAAGGAUAGUAUUAGACUAGUGACAGUUACAGAAGAGGAAUCAAUCAGGAGCUAUUAACAGUUUAAUUGAAACGCUUUUAUGAAGAAGUGGGUUUUUAACGCUUUUUUGAAGGAGUGGAGACUGGGUGAGCAUCUAACGGAGGAGGGAAGCGAGUUCCUCAGGAACGGUGCAGCCCUCGAGAAAUCUUGAAGGCGAGCAUCAGAGGUGGGAGUACAGACAGAAGAUAGACAUAAAACAUGCCCCUGCAGUCUCACUGCUCAAUUCUCUGCAAUUUAGAAGUUAAAUCACUUUGUUUAAACAGCCCUAGGCACACCUCCCUGCAUGUGACUUACAUAGCCUUCCCAAACACUUCCUGUAAAAAGUAAUCUAAUGUUUACAGUUCCUUUAUUGCAAAUUCUGUUAAAUUUAAAAUGUUCUUGUCUUCUACUCUGUUAAUAGCUUACUAGACACUGCAGGAGUCUCUUGUAUGUAUUUAAAGUUCAGUUACAGAGAAGGAAAUAAAAACUUUAAAAGUAAGUUACAUCUGAUUGUUUUCAUGCAGGAUGUGUCAGUCACAGCUAAGGGAGGUGUGGCUAGUGUUGCAUCAAGACAAACAAAAUUGUUUUUUUUUGUAAAUCUAGUUUCAUUGUCAUUGUUUUCUCACGGUGAAACUCGCUGGUCUCUUCAGGCAUAGUAUAACUUAAAGCACAACAUGUGCCAGAACAGGUCUAAAAACAGGUAAAUAUUCAGGCUCGCAGGCCCACUUUAAUGACGGACUCGCAGGUAUUUUUUCCCAUUCUGUCUUGGUAAAAGUCCUCCCCAGUGCGGUUUCCCACUUGCCCUUAAAGGCAGGGGUCUCUGUCGGAGUCUCCCUUUGUAGUAGUGAAUAUAGGAACGAAACAAGAGUUUUUACUCCUAAAUUUCAUAGAAUUGAGCAGUGAAAGUUCAGAGGCAUGAUCCAUACACAAAAAAACUGCUUAAUUAGAGGGGGCAGAGCCUGACCGCGGAACGGAGCAAACGCCAUAUUGCUGAGCUCCUACACUACUGCACAGAAUACCUCAAAUAUCUGCCGAAACAAGCAUCCGUGCCGGAUGAGACAGAACCAGGCUGCUACUGGACACGUCCACCUCCUGAUAGAUGCCCUUUUUAUUUGACCCGGGCACGAAACGGCAGAGCCACAAGGUAGGGGCCUAUAUCACCCCAUACCUCCUUGGGUCAGGACCCCAUAGCCCACACGGAGACCGGGGGAAUCCCCACCCAGGCUGGGACCCCGCAAAGGUGCCCACAAACCUCCACACAAAUGGGACGGAGGUCGCAGAAACACAGUGCUGACCUCUGCCCACACUAGGGACAUUGGCACCAUGCUGCAGCAACAGGCGCCAGCUAAGAUGGCCGCUGGUGACUGCCAUGAGGCCUGCCACGAGUCCCCAGAGGCCAGCAGCCCGACCCAACAGCCGGAAUCACAACAACCAUGGGCAGUCCUAGCACCUGCAGACCCUUAAGGUGGCAAACCUGGCAACCAAAGAGGACAUUCAAGCCCAUUCCAUUCAAAGUCUCCACCAAUCCCAAAUCUCUAUCACUGCCCAAAUUGCACUAUUAGAAGACAGAAGUAGGCGCUGCAACAUUAAGAUUCGGGGCGUCCCUGAGGCGAUCCUCAUAGAGGAAUUACCCCAUUAUUUCAGGUGCUUUAUGACCACACUCCUUCCUCAAACUCAAGCUAAAAGGAUCAUAUUUUUUGGAGUAUACUGCAUAAAUAAGUCUCCACAAGCUCCAGCCACAGCGACACGAGAUGUUAUAGCACGAUGCUCAUCUCUGCAAGACAAGCGGACCAUCAUGCAGGCCUUACGGGAUCAGAUGCCAUACAAUUUUGAGUCAACACAACUCACUAUGUACCAAGACCUUGCAAAAGCUACCCUACAAUGGCGCAGAACUCCCUGAGCGACCACAAGCACGCUACAAUAAGCAGGCAUACCUUACUGCUGGACAACACCGUGGUCCCUCUCGGCCACACAUAAUGGAACUGUACUGAGGAUCACGUCCCCGCAAGAGGCUCCAGCCUUCCUUGGUGCUCUGGGUCUUGCCCCACCACUGGCAGAAAACCCAAAACAGCCCACCACCCCAGCCUCAACACAACCUACUCGCCCUCCCCACCACCCCAGCAGGCCCCAAGGUUAGGGGCACUACCUCACCCGAGCCCAUACCGAGUACAUCCAGACCACAAACUAACCACCACCACAUAAGUACCAAAAUGAUGCCCUCGGUCCCCACACCUGUUAUGACACUCACUGACAUAGGAUCACCCACGCAUCCUCCACACUCUGACACACAGUGGGCUCAGGAACAUAACACCCUACUGGGUCGAACAAAUUAUAGGCAAACACCGCUAUCACACUAUGCCAUCACCAGCAAGGUUAGCCCAACAUCUUAGACAAAAAUAGUGUGACCGGGAUGAGAUGCCUAGUUAUUACUCUACUCUGUAUUAAACUUCCGACCUACACUUAAGCGACAUAAGCACCUAGGAAAUGUAAUUCCUUUAACUUACCCUCUGUCCAAACCACCCAUACACAUGGUAGAUAUUUUUCAUCGCUAUUUUUCCUGUUACUCUCAAAAAAAAAAAAAAUGCUGUGAAUAUGACAAUUUCUGACAAUCUACCUCUUAAUCUCAUUCUGUUUCUAUACAUCAAAAUGUCAAUGUAAGUCUCAUAACUUACCCAUGCACUGCAAAAUAAAAAAUUAUAAAAUAAAAACAAUGAAAUAUCAGUUCACAGCUGAUAAGGGUAUGUAAGUAUGAACACUGAAUCAGCUCAGUACAGGCGUAUUCACUGGUUACACAUGAUCAUUAUCAUAGCUUGCAAGAAAUAAAAACACUGAUUAUAGCAACAUUUCUAGAAUUAAUUUUCUAAUAGGUGCUUGAUAUCAUACAGCCAUAUGGUAUGGAUGCUUGAUGGCAGUGAAAUGCCCUCCAGGAUGAAAUCAGGAAGAUUAACUAAACAGCAAACAGUGAAGAAAUUGUAAAUGGCAAAACUGCCACCAUAGACAACGCUGGAAGCUUUUCAUAAUGUGCUAUUGUGGCCUAAGGUGUGUAAUUACUUUGCUAAGUAUCUAAGGAUUGCAGUAUAGUAAAUAAAGCACAAAAUAGUUUGUUAAAAAAAACACAAAAAAAAACAAACAAAAAAACUGCUUCAUUAAAACGAAACUACAGUGCCGGGAAAACAAACCCCUUAAUAACCCCUUCUGUCACCUACCUGGGUCCAGCGCGAUGUCCCUUGGUGCUCCUCCCCCACGAUGUCCGCCGAUGGGGGGAGACCUAAUGCGCAUGCGUGGCAAUGGCUGCACUCACAUUAGUAUUCCAGCAUAGGAAAGCAUUAUGCAAGGCUUUCCUAUGGGGAUUCCGGCAAGACAUAGUGUAAGGACAUCAAGCGUUCUUUAGACAACCAAAAGUCCUCUAAGCACCUGGAAGUCCCUCUAGUGGCUGUCUGGUAGAUAGCCACUAGAGAAGGAGUUAACCCUAGCAGGUAGUUAUUGCAGUUUAUAAAAACUGCAAUAAUUACAUGCUCCUGGUUAAGGGUGAUUGGAGUUUGCACCUUGUUUUUUUUUUUGCCUAGAUGAGGUGUUUUUAAUAAAACUACAUCCAUCAGCACCAAAGUAGCUGUUUAGUAGAUAGGGAGUGCGCUGGUUUUUAAUUUUUUACUGGGAGUUUUCACCCAGAUCACUUCAAUUGGCUGAAAUGGUCUAGGUGGUAACAGUGUCCCUUUUAAGCUAAAGUUGUUUUGGUGACUUUAGUGUCCCUUUAAAAUAAAUUUUUGCACAAAUCUUAUUUUCAUGUGUGCAGUAACCAUGGUCUUCCUUUGUGUGCAUUUUGCUAGCUGGAUGCCUCACUAAUCUCUAAAUAUCUUUCCUUUCUGCCUCCAAGGACACAGACACCCCAAGGUAUGUUCUGUUGGUGUAAAGAUCAGGAUCUCCUUCUUCUAUAGCAUAAUGGAGGCCUUAUUUCUGAUAAUUGGUGCAAUUACAAAAAAAGGAGUAGCCUGGGGGCGCUGGUACAAAGCGCCAAGUCCCCCGCACCCAAAGCCCACUGGUUACUUCAUAGUGUUCUGAUGAGGAAAUCUUCCCUAUAUCCCUCCUAAGCUCUUGUAGAAAGUCAUUUAAUGUGAGAACCUGAGAUGAGGGGAACUUUGAUGAAUCCUCUAGAGCAGGGGUCCCCAACCCAGUCCUCAAGUACCCCUUAACAGUCCAGAAUUUAGGGAUUACAAUGGUAUUUUUAGAAAAGACAAUCCCUAAAUCUUGAACUGUUAGGGGGUACGUGAGGACUGGGAUGGGAACCCCUGCUCUAAAGGACAAAUGUAAUCUGGAAAACCAGCCAAGAUUCAGGAAGCCAGAAACACACACGAAAACGGGACAAACUUAGAAAUACCUAGAGUACAAGGUGAACAAACUCAUAAUAAACAAACCAGGACUCUGCGAAAAGGUCUGAGGGGGUCUAAAUAGACUGCCAUUUGGUUACAAUUUAGUCAUCAUGUGGCUGCACAGAAUUCUCUUAUUGCACGUGGAUGGGAGCGAGUGAUGGAGGGACUGCAGCCAGAGUAAUUUAUAUAACACUAUAUAGUCGGUUGUUGUCCUACUGGACUCGGUAGCUACCGUACCAUUGAGUGCACCUGUUUUAAAGCCAUGUGUGGUUAUUUACUCAACUAUAUACUGUAUAUAUCUGCAUCCAGCUUAACGUGUGCAGGUUUGACACUCCUGCAGUUGCAAUGUCAAUACAUUGUGUGUGUGUGUGUGUGUGUGUAAAGUACAAUAUUUGUUAAUGUGACAGGACCAGUGGUGACUCCCCCUCUCUUUCCUUUCAUUUCAUUAUUGGUGCCCAUGUAGCAAAGGAGGAUUGUGUAUGGUGCUGGUGAGGUGUGAUGUACUGCAAUAAACUCACUGAAUUUGGUGGAAAGAGAUUAUUCUGACUACACUACAGAAAAGGAGGGGAAAAAGGCACUAAUGUAUAAAUGCUGGAGUAACAGUUUUAUGUGCACAAAACUGGUGCAAAUGUAUAAAACAAGUGUGACAAUUUUGUACAAACUCCCGAAUAUUUCUCUUUGUUGUCCUCCAGGUCGGUUUAUUAUUCUGCCUCUGACUUUUGUGUGUGUUGGAUUUGGAUUCAUUCUCCUGGUGCUCAUUACUUCUUGCAGUAAGUAUGUAUGUAUGUUUUUGUUUGUCUGUAUAUUUACACAUGUAGUGUUUGUAUCUGUAUGUGUAUACUAUAUCUGUGUGUCAGUGUGUUUGUCUGUAUGUCUGUAUAUCUUUAGAUGUCUGUAUAUAUGUGUGCCUGCCUGUAUACCUGUAUGUGUCAGUGUUUUAUAUGUGUAUCUACAUGUGUCAGUGUGUAUCUGUCUGUCUGUGUAUCUGCAUGUGUGCCAGUGUUUGUAUCUGUGUGUAUAUAUGUGUGUGUGUAUGUAUGUAUGUAUGUAUGUAUGUGUGUGUGUGUAUAUAUAUAUAUAUAUAUAUAUAUAAACACAGAAGAUCCAGUGCAGUCACUCAUCCACUAAACAACAACUUCAAAGCUUACAGAGUUUAACCUAUUAACCCCUUAAGGACUGAGCCAAUUGUACAAGUUGUGAUCAAAACAUAACGCAAACAAAACCUGGAAUUUGCGCUAUGUGUGGUUCAACCAUAAUUCAUUUCUUUCAUAAUAAGUGCACCAACACUUAUUAUAUAUCAUUUUGUUCAGGAGAAACAGGGCUUUCAUUUCACAUCAAAUAUUUAUAUAUGAAACACAAUUUAACCCCUUAAGGACACAUGACAUGUGUGACAUGUCAUGAUUCCCUUUUAUUCCAGACGUUUGGUCCUUAAGGGGUUAAUGGUAAUGAAAUCUAAAAAAAGUUUGAGAAAUUAAUGAAUGUUAUUUUUCAAGUUCUGCCUGGUAUUUUAACUGUGCAUGUCAUAAUACUGUUAGCUUUUACUGCAAUAAAACACACACAUUUGUAUUCUAUGAUGUCCCACAGGUACAACGACGUCCCUGUGUACAGGUUACAGGGUGUUUUGGAAAGUUACAGGGUCAAAUAAAAAACUUGCCCAUUUCAGUUUUGACACAUUAAAAUUUGCCAGAUUGGUUUGCUGGGCCUAUGUUGUCUUUGAGACCGUAUCGCAGGCCAGGAAUGAAAAUUAACCCCAUCAUGGCAUACUAUUUGUAAAAGUAGACAACCCAAGGUAUUCAAAAUGGGGUAUGUCUAGACUUUUUUUAAUAGCCACUUAGUCACAAACCCUGGCCAAAGUUAGUGUUCAUAUUAGGUUUUUUUUUGCAUUCUUCACAAAAAUACUGCAUUCUCACUGUUAAUAUUAUAAGCAUUAUACAUGGUACUGCUCUAAAAAACUCAUAUUUGUUUUCAGCGAUGUCUCACGAGUUCAACAGUAUCCCCUAUGUACAGGGUUUAUGGGGAUUUGGGAAGUUACAGGGCCAAAUAUAAGGCUUGCCCAUUUCAGUUUGCCAGAUUGGUUUGCUGGGCCUAUGUUACUUUUGAGUAACAUAGUUUGUCAAGCAGGUCCCUCAUAUUAUAAUUAAUAGAAUUACUUCAAUAUGUUUAAAUAAUACAUAUACAGACACUCCUCACUUACCUACCGGGUUCCGUUCCUACGACCCGUACGUAGAACAAAUCGGUCGGUAAUUGAGGAGUUAAGGGAUUCCUUGCUCUGGUGCAUUCGUCUAUGUUCGGGAAAACUUCCUGAAACUUCCCCGAACAUAGACCUGCGCACUAGAGCAGGGAGUCCCCACGACGGUUCGCACUUAAGCCUGGUCGUAAGUGCGAGCCGUCGUAAAACAGGUAGGUCGCUAAGUGAGGACCAUCUGUGUGUAUAUGUAUGGUACAUAUGGUUUAUAUGUGGAUUAUCUCUUGUUUGCUUUCAAUCAGUCAUUGGUCACGCUUGAAUGUAUAUAGACUUGGUACCCACCCUGGGGGAAAGGUUUCCAUGUCAUUUACUUCAAUUAUGUUUUCAUUUCCAUAUAUCAUAAGAAAUUGCAGUAACAGUUCUAAUGUUGGUUUAUUAGGUUGUGUGUCUUGUUUUCUCAGUUUUUAUUUAAAAUAUGUUUUUAUUAUUUUUCUUUAUAUAUCCUAUUAGUGUCCAUUUCACCAACCAAAUUCUUUUCUGGUAAUAACCGCAUGUGACAACACGAGACCUACUGUGCCCACCAUGAGGAAUAUGCCUCGGUAUGGCAGUGGUCUCCAUGCCCUACUGACCCACAAUUAUUGUCAUUGUAACUUGUCUAUUUCUUGUUAUUAUUUGGAUUUUUUAUAAUCAAUAUGCACAGUAAGUUGGGCUUCUCUGCUGAGUGACUGACGUUAGUGUCCGUUUCAUUAUGAGUGAGACUAUGGUUGUUGUAGCCCCCUGGAGGAUCUUUGAGAGUAUUGCGGUCUUUAGAACCUUGGCUUCAUAUACAUGGCUAACUAUUAGGAGCCACAUGUUGUAAACUUAUUAUUGCUAAAAGUAGGAAUCCUAUACAUUACUAUUUUGCUUAAAUUUUGUGUUAAGGAUCAUUAAUAGUGUUUGUGAGGGUCCAAUAUUCUUAGCACUUUUAUUUACAUUAGUGGUAACUAUUUAAUGAUCUGUUUAUUUCAUAAUUUGUGUAUAAGCUAAAGACAAGCUAGAGGUUUUAAUUUUACCUGUGUAUUAACUUGCUAUUCGUCCUUGUAUUUUGGGCAUUUUGUCUGUCCUGCCAUUAUUUGUUUUUACUAGCAUGUUCGUGCAUGUUUAUUUACAUGCCCUUUGUGUGUGUUUUUAAGGGUUUUCAUGGCAACGUCCCCAGGCCGCGUAAUUGAGCAUGACGCCGUGCGGUCACGUGCAGAAGUCAGCGUUCGAGUAAGUAUAUUGUUAUGGGUAUAUAUGUUGGGUUUGUAUCUUUAUGUGCCUGUCCUGAUGAAAGUUAGAGUAUAUCAAACUGAAAUGUCGCUUUUUAAGUUAAGUAAUAAAAGUUAAUUUAUUUUUUUUGUUCAAGUCCUGAGAGUGCUAUCCUGAUAUGUUUUUAUUUAUUUAUAAAAAUAUAAUAUAUAUAUAUAUAUAUAUAUAUAUUUAUAGAGCGCUGUCAAAUUCUGCAGCGCUUUACAAUGGGUGGACGAACAAACAUGUAGUUGUAACCAGACAAGUUGGACACACAGGAACAGAGGGGUUGAGGGCCCUGCUCAAUGAGCUUACAUGCUACAGGGAGUGGGGUAAAAUGACACAAAAAGGUAAGGAUAGUAUUAGACCAGUGACAGUUACAGAAGAGGAAUCAGUCAGGAUCUAUUAACAGUUUAAUUGAAACGCUUUUAUGAAGAAGUGGGGUUUUUUAAUGCUUUUUUGAAGGAGUGGAGACUGGGUUAGCAUCUAACGAAGGAGGGAAGCGAGUUCCACAGGAACGGUGCAGCCCUCGAGAAGUCUUGAAGGCGAGCAUCAGAGGUGGGAAUAUGGACAGAAGAUAGACGUGUAUAUAUAUAUUCCAAGUAUAAAGUUGGCUGCACUCCGGUCUUUAAAAUUCCAAUAUUUAUUAAGUAAACAAAAUAAAAACGAGCAUCGUUUCAGUCCUUCCUGGGACUUUCUUCAAGAUCAAAACAUACAAUACAUACACAUUCAAAACUGCUGAAAUAUAUACCCCUGUACUGAUAAGUUAAUUGACUUACCCCAGCUGUCCUGCAUUGCUCCCAGAGUCUCCCCUGGUGUACCACGCAUUUGUGGGCGUGCUCAACCACAUGACCAUCGUAAUGAUGUCCUUCUGUAUGCUUUGUUGCCAUGGUAACGCGGUGUACCAGUAGGGAACCAUGGCAACAUGUAAACUAUGUUCGGCAUUCAUUAGUUGGCGUGCUGCACCACCUGAUUGCCGUAAUGGCGGACACUGUGUACCUGGUUGUCAUGGCAGCGCGGGACACUGCCAGAAAACCCUGCCAAUCUAUCAAUUACAACAGGGUCCUACUAGUACCCAGGGUUCUCAAUAUAUACAGCUACAUGAAUUAUUCUAAAAGAGUGGUUAACAAAGAAUCCUAUAAUUAACUUAAAUCCUGUAUUAGUGUGUGUGUAUGUGUGUGUGUGUGUAUGUGUGUGUGUAUGUGUAUGUGUAUAUAUAUUGAUACUAGUUUAGGAUAUAUAUACAUAGGAGAUACCUGUAUAAAGUGAAAAAGUGCUUUGUAUUUAUGUGCUUAUCCAAAUCAUGAAGUGCAUACUUGCGGACGUCAUCACGACAGUCAUGUGGUUGAGCAUGCCCACACAUGCAUGGUACACUGGGGAAGACAGCUACAGGUAAGUAUAAAUACCACUGGUUUACAGGAUUCGAUGUGCUGUCUUCAAUUGUUCAUGCUGUCCUCCAUGUGCUGAGUGAAUCUUUAUAUCUCAAGUUACACUGCGCUGUCUGUGAAGAAACAGACGUGUAUCUCUGUACUAUGUAUAGCAUCUCAAAGUGAAGGGUUUAUUAAUAACUCAUGACAGACAUGACUUUCUAUUGUGUGUCAGAUUUUAUUGUUUCCUAUAUCAUGAAUAUUCAGUAAAUGCUGAAUUGAACAUUAGUUUGUAUAACAAUUUUAUUUGUCACUAGGUACUGUUCCAUCGACUUGAACACAAUGGACGAUGA